Lycium ferocissimum is the source of this 2308-nucleotide messenger RNA. RefSeq lists its product as uncharacterized. The transcript is spliced from 2 exons. The record is from RefSeq and is a predicted model, not a curated record. Bases 205 to 2142 code for a protein of 645 amino acids. NCBI's taxonomy places the organism in Eukaryota, Viridiplantae, Streptophyta, Magnoliopsida, Solanales, Solanaceae. Gene Ontology annotation, molecular function: protein binding.
CAACCCUAAUUUUGUCAAUCCAUAGUUUUUCAUUUCAGCCUCGUAUUACAUAUCUCUCUCUCUCUCCUCUCUGUUUAUAUCCCAAUCUUUCUCUCUCUCUCUCUAUAACCGCAUUUCUUCGUCACCGCCAACACACACCCAUUUUCAUCGAUCUAUCCGUCCCAUUUUUCUCUUCCGUUACAGGUGGAAUUAAAAGCUGCAGUGAUGUCUCCAGCAGCUAAGUCCAAGUCAAAGGAUAAAAAGGUGAGUAAGGAACCACCCAAAGUUGCUUCAAAGCCUUCAAGUGCAAAUGCAGGCACUGGGGUUCCCACCAGUGGAUACAAUCCUCUUUUGGGGACAUUUCAUGCACUUGACACAGCUCCCGUGACUUCAAAUGCUGCUCGUUUCAGAAACAUUGAUGAGACAGAUGACCUUAGUGGGCACUCUCAUGGAGCUGGUGGAGAGUAUGAAACUGUUUCCAAUAAUGGUAGCUGGUCCGGUGAGUCGGAGGACCAUAAAGAGAAAACUUCUAAUCUUCCUCUCCGACAAGAGACAUUACUUGGCGCUGAUAAUGACAAGCGGGAAAAAAUCCGCCAGAAAAACGAGAAGAAGCAUCAACGUCAGAAGGAGAGGCGAGCACAAGAGUUGCAUGAGAAGUGUAGUGGCUAUCUCAUGUCGAGAAAGCUUGAAGCACUAGCUCAGCAGCUUGUGGCUAUGGGGUUCUCCUCGGAACAGGCAACUAUGGCUCUUAUUCUGAAUGAAGGCAGAGUAGAAGAAUCAGUAGCAUGGUUACUUGAAGGAGGCGAAGAAGCAAACAAAGACAAGGAACACAAUCUUGAUACUGGGGGGAAUUUGAAAAUUGACAUAUCAGAAGAGCUUGCUCGCAUUGCGCACAUGGAAAUUAGCUAUAAGUGCUCCAAGCAGGAUGUUGAAAGAGCGGUAGUAUCCUGCGAGGGUGAUAUUGAAAAGGCUGAAGAGAUGUUGAGAUCACAAAAGCAGGAGCCCCCCUCUGUGCCGCCCAAGCCAGAAGAAACUGGGGAUCUGCUACCAGUUGGCCCCAGCCAAAACUUAACAAGAGUACCUGUAAAGCCUUCAUCAUCUAGUACAAUACCAGCAAAGAGAGAUGAUAAGGACUUCAAUUAUACUAAAGUUGUUUCCACAGCAGGGCCUUCAAUGGAUCCCGGGAGCAAAAACAUACCCUUGCUGAAAAGGGUUCAGCCAAAAUUGGACUGGGCCAAGCCACCUCAAGUGUCGGUAGCCGUUGACAAAAGGUGGCCAAAUGCAGGAUCAAAUCCGUCUGUUUCCUAUUCUUUGGCAUCUUCUUUGCAGGUGGCACCUCCAACUACCAAGACAGAACCCCGUUAUGUGGCUGUUGGAAAUGAAUUGAAGAAUCUACAGAUAGGAACUGUGAGAGAACCAGUUAUAGUCAUGCAACGACCCCAGUCUAUCAAUGCCAGGCACACUCCCACCUCAAAUGUAAGCUCAUCUCCCCCAGGAACAGCAGCGUCGUGGUAUCCUAAUAAUGUUGAAACAGUGACACCCAAUGGUAUGGUUUCGCAUAUUCCUGGCGCAAGAAGCCUGAGCUCGAGUGGUAUCAGCACUAACCAAUUGUACAACCAACUUCAUUAUCAACAACAGCAGCAGCCAGAACAAUUUGUUUCCAGCAAUGGCCCACUUGAAUCUCCAGGAACUAGCCGUGGAAAUGGUUUGUGGAAUAGGACUGGUGCAUCGCAGACACAAUCAAUUGUUGCAGCUUCCUCGCUUGGACUCUUCUCCGGGUUGGGCACCUAUGGUUCUUAUGGGGGGUCGUCUUCUGUUGACUGGACUAACGGUAGUUCAACGGUGCAUCUAGAUUACCAAAACAUAGACUGGAGUUUGAAUCCCGGUUUGUCAUCAUCGAGAACAGGCGGUAUGAGGCCAACAACGAAUCGUUUUAUGCAAAAUGAUGCUCGUAGAUAUGAUUCAUUUACACCUGGACACGCUGUAAGGUCUACCGUAAGGCCUGUUCUGGGCAAUGGGGUUGGUGUUGCGAUCCCCGGGUUGCAGGAUGGAGCGAGUGCAGCAGAAACUUCGGCGGGUGGUUCUCGGGAGUGGACUUCUCCCUUUGAAGAGAGAGACCUUUUUAGCUUACCAAGACAGUUUGUUUCUUCUCCCUCUCUGUAGUAGGGGUGUUGGGAGAGAAUUUGACUGAAUAAAAAGGUAAGAGAUGAAAAAAAGAGAACAGUAAAUGAGCUUGGAUUUAGUGUUGAUGUCGACUCUUAUGAUGCAUUUGCCCUCUUUGAUAUUGUGAUCAAUCAUAGUGAAAAAAGCAUACAGUCGUUUGGUUUAA